CUGUGACUUGGCCUUUGCGACGUCUGUCUGCCUGCCGUCGUUUCAUUGGUUGUUUGAUGAGGGGAUUAACGCCAAAACGCACUACUUGCAAUGAAUCACAGUGGAGACUAAAUAGGAGCUAAUACGAAUUCAGCACUUUAGUUCAUUUAUUACAAGAAGUUAGAUUUUCACUAAUAGCGGCACACAUCUGUUGUUCGUGUUUUUACAGGGAAUUCCAAAUACAAGUUUCGGACAUAUCCCGAAGUGUUUCUACAAGUGUUUUGAACAAGGAAAUCGUUUCAGGCUAACGUUAUGUAGCAAGCUAAUCUCAUUUAUCCACUAGUUAAACUCAGCUAGCUUAGCUAACAUUGUUUCUCAGACUGUGACAAAUCCUACACUAAGGUAUGACCGAGUACAAACUUGUGGUAGUCGGGGCCGGAGGUGUCGGGAAGAGUGCUCUCACCAUUCAGCUCAUCCAAAACCACUUCGUUGAUGAAUAUGAUCCAACCAUCGAGGACUCGUAUAGAAAACAGGUGGUGAUUGAUGGAGAGACGUGUCUGCUGGACAUCCUGGACACUGCUGGUCAGGAGGAGUACAGCGCCAUGAGGGACCAAUAUAUGAGGACAGGAGAGGGCUUCCUCUGUGUCUUUGCUAUCAACAAUACCAAGUCCUUUGAGGAUGUUCACUUGUACAGAGAGCAGAUCAACAGGGUGAAGGACAGUGACAGUGUUCCCAUGGUGCUGGUGGGGAAUAAGAGCGACCUGAGCACCCGCACAGUGGAGACGCGACAGGCGCAGGAGCUGGCACGAAGCUAUGGAGUACCGUUUAUCGAAACCUCAGCUAAAACCAGACAGGGUGUGGAGGAAGCCUUUUAUUCGCUGGUACGGGAGAUCAGAAGAUACAAGGAGACCAACCGCAGCAACAAAAAGAGCAAGAAGAACACUCAGAGACGUUGCUUAAUUCUAUAGCAAACCACACUCACCAGCAUCCCUCCCAGCACUUGGUUCCCUGCUCACACACUGCGCCUUCCCUGUCACCAUGGAGAUGUCUAACACACCUCCGGGCAGGUAGGCAGGUGGGGGUAAAGUCCAGUUUUACUGCUGUCACAGUUUCCACCUACAGUAAGUUGCCAUUUAUUCAUCCAAUGUGCAGUUUCCGUUUAACGCUGUGAAUUAAGUAGUUUUUGUUUGUUUAGAUGGGCCAACAGCUAGAAACUUUGUUUUUGUUAAGGUCAGCAUUAGUGAAAAAACUGAGGUCCGUGGUGAAAGUCCACCACCCCCGCCCCCCACCCCCACAAUAAGAGAAUUUGUCCAAAAUGAUAAUUCUUUUUUUUUUUUCUAACUGUAAAUGUCUGACCAGUGAAACAGUUGAUGGUGCACUUUGCACUGUCCCAUCAGGAGGGGCGAUGAACCCAAAUCUCCACCAUUAGACCUUCCCCCCCCCUUUUUUUUUUUUCCACAGAUUGGUGUGUCCUCUGGGGCUUGAAACACAACAGCAAUAUCUAGUUUAGUUUUCAGAUUUUCUCACAAAGACCAUGCUGUAGUAGGAUAUGAUCCAGUCUCAAAGCCACAAAAUUGUGUUUUAGACUCCUAGGUGCACUUUAUUCAUUUCCUGUUGUGUGUUUAUUUUAGAAUUUUUAAUAUUAGUUAGUGCCAUUUUAAACAACUUUUCAGGAAUACGGUGUUUUAUCAGGACCAGAGGAAUAAAAGACAGCUGUGGCAGAUGAUCCGUUGAGAUUUGAUGGCUGUAAAAGUUCACAGCCUCAUUAACUUAUUGUUUGAAGUAUCAGCCUUGUUUGCUCCAAAGUCCACCUUUUAAUGCAAGUUUUACAUCAGUCCUGGCGUUGGUGGUGGACGCAGCUCUAAGUCACUAUGUUCAAGCAUUGUUUAUGCUACACCACUAUUUCCAAAGCAUGUGGCAUGUGCAAAUAUACAAUGUGGUACAUUUAAACCAAUGCUGAAACCAGUGUUUAACUCAGUGGGAAAUCUCCCAGCGACAGUCAUGUUAUCAGAACGUACCUUAUGCUGGAUGAUAAUAUUUAGGGCAACCACUUUUUAUAGCAUUGUUUGUCUUCUUUGAUAAUUACCAUCACCCUAAACGUAGUGGAUUGUUAAAUUUAUAUUUUUGUAGCAUUACAAACAGCUUCCCCCAGUUUAAAACUUCUCCGUUAAAACAGCUGUUUACCAACGUACUGAGAUUAUAUCAAAAUUCAAGGAGCAAUAUUUCAGUCGAAUUGCAAUGCAGCAGAAGUGACUCCACCCGGGAAGGAUUCAUACUUUGCUAUGGUGUUAAAUAUGCAGCAACUCUAAAAUACAUGUACAUAAUUAGAUCUGAACAGUUCUCACUGAAAGCAAUGGAAACCCUGUUAUGCAGUCUGCUGUAAU
Messenger RNA from Monopterus albus (swamp eel), 2363 nucleotides. Its product is annotated as GTPase HRas. The coding region runs from base 384 to 947 and encodes 187 amino acids. The record is from RefSeq and is a predicted model, not a curated record. Gene Ontology annotation, molecular function: GTPase activity; GTP binding. Gene Ontology annotation, biological process: signal transduction. The transcript is spliced from 5 exons. Gene Ontology annotation, cellular component: membrane. NCBI's taxonomy places the organism in Eukaryota, Metazoa, Chordata, Actinopteri, Synbranchiformes, Synbranchidae.